Molecule: messenger RNA, 870 nt
Organism: Glossina fuscipes
Lineage: Eukaryota; Metazoa; Arthropoda; Insecta; Diptera; Glossinidae
Gene: Fdx2
Product: adrenodoxin-like protein 2, mitochondrial
Exons: 2
Coding region: 103-594 (163 amino acids)
Biological process (GO): positive regulation of oxidoreductase activity; P450-containing electron transport chain
Cellular component (GO): mitochondrion
Molecular function (GO): 2 iron, 2 sulfur cluster binding
Source: RefSeq, a predicted model, not a curated record
UUGUUGUAAAAGGUUUGCUAAGAAAACCGCGCUUAUUUUGCGUCUAGAUUAGAUAAGAUUACGAAUUUACCUCGAAUUGUCUUAUUUUUAAAGAAAAAAAAGAUGGCUUUUCAGGCUUUUCACAAUGUAUUAAAAUGUAAAAGUUCAUCAAUAUUACGCUCAUUAAGCCAUGGCUUUAGCCAAUUGCAAAAUGUACGGUUAAUAAAUAGACACAAUGUACGUCAAAUAUCGGUGGGCAUAAAUUUAAAGGAGAAAAUCUCUCUAACAUUUAUUAAAGCGAACGGCGAGAAAAUUAAAACUGAAGGUAAAGUUGGGGACUCGCUCUUAGAUGUAGUAGUUAACAAUCAUAUAGAUUUAGAUGGAUUUGGCGCUUGCGAGGGAACAUUAACAUGCUCUACCUGUCAUUUGAUAUUUAAAGAAGCUGAUUACAAUAAACUUCCGCAUAAGCCUAGCGACGAGGAAAUGGAUAUGUUGGACUUAGCGUAUGAUUUAACAGAUACUUCACGUUUAGGUUGCCAAAUUCAACUAUCUAAAGACAUGGAUGGUUUGGAAGUUCAUGUGCCAGCAACAAUAAAUGACGCUCGAAGCUCCUAACACUUACUAAUUGGGAAAUGAAAAAUGUUAAGGUGCUCAAGGUCUUAGUUUAGUUAUAGUAGGUAUUAAGUUUUAGAAAAGUUUAGAACUGUUUUUAAUUAGUUGUAUAAAUAAGUUUAGCUAAAUUGACUUGUCGUUAUCAUUUAAGAUGUUAAAUAGAACAAAUUCAAUAAAUACAAUGAAUAUUUUGCAUGAAAAGCAUCGCUUACAUAAUUCUGAGAUAUAAAAGCGAAUUAUCGCUGUCUUGUCAACUAUUAAGAGGGUAGUGCCCUCUUU